Trichoderma atroviride IMI 206040 is the source of this 2427-nucleotide messenger RNA. The record is from RefSeq and is a predicted model, not a curated record. NCBI's taxonomy places the organism in Eukaryota, Fungi, Ascomycota, Sordariomycetes, Hypocreales, Hypocreaceae.
AUGAAAGGCCGCCCUCGGUUCCGUGUGGCUCUGUGCAAAUACUGUAACAAGGAAUUCAAGCGACAGGAGCACCUAGAGCGACAUAUUCGCACGCACACUCGGGAGAGGCCGUUUGGUUGUGCUUGUGGCCGCACGUUUACAAGACUCCAUGGGCGAAUAUCUCCCAUUCCCUAUAACCCUGAUCCUGAUGCUGGAGCACCGUUUGUAUUUGAGCGCGUUAAUCCCGAAUUCAUCAUCCAGACACCUGCGACGCGGAAUGCCAUUGCAGAAUCAACCAGCGCGAUGAGCGACAGUGCAUCCGCUGAGUAUUCUCAGAAGCAGCUCAUGGGGAAAUUCUCAAUACGCGACCUGAAUCUACCCAGCCAGGAUGAACAUUCAAGCUACCUUCCCCGUGAUAGCGGUGCUGCGGCUCGUAGCGACGUCAAUAUGGAUAGAACCAUUGAGGCUGGUUCUGACUUUGUACCGCUCCAGCUUUUCGAUAUUGACUUCCUUGCCAAUGAACCGGACAUGAUAAGCGGGUAUCUCAUGGAUGUAUUUCCACCGAUGGACUACCAACAGCCAAUGAUUGAGGAUACAUCCGACAGUUACAUUGGUGGUUUUAAACCUCUUCCCACAGCUCUAGGUUCCAGUACUUUUGAGAUGUCGACUCUGGAAACGACGCCAUCACAAAUCAAGACUCCUACGUCUCAGUUGAUGUCAAGUCAGGCAAACCAGGCACAAGAUACAAUCGGCCGGUCACUCGAUGACAUUGACGACAUCGCUGCAACGAACCCAUGGACGGUGUCAGCGGCAGCGUACAAAAAGCUUACUGCUGAAGUUGAAAAGCACAUCGGCGUGUUACCGGAACCGUUCACACUUCCCAGCCGGCAAACAUUAUCGAGAAAUGUUGCGAGUUGGAUGCGGAGCUUUCAUCCUCAUCUGCCAUUCAUCCAUAUGCCAACAACUUGCUUGGAGUUCAAGGCGCCAAUGCUGGUGUUGACUCUUGCCGCUACCGGGUCAUUCUACGGGUUUGAGCACACGCACGGCUAUGCCAUGUACUUUAUCGCAAAGUCUGUUAUUACUCAUGAACUCGAGAAACGUCGCCGAGCCUCUACUUUGCACUUGCUUCGGACUUUCCCACGCUACGCCGGGCUUCCCCCUGGUUCCCCUGAUGCAACCCGCGCGCAGUCUUGGGAGACGCCCCAACCCGCAACGUCCGGUCUCGUAGAUAUUGAAUUACUGCAGUCCCUGUUAGUGCUUGUGCUUACCAUGUCUUGGCUUGAUGGGCCGCUUGCACAAGACGCACUCGCCAUGAGCAGUCAACUUACCGAGCUGACUCGCGAAGCGCUCAAAUAUCCUGUUACAGAAAUUGCAGCGGAAGACUGGAGAUCUUGGGCUCGUGAAGAAGAGAGGCGACGUACUUUAUUCUCUGCUUACUUUGUCAUCAACAUCCUCACCAUCUGCUUCAACGUGCCGCCCCAAAUCACUAGCUCAGAGGUCAACAUUCCCCUUCCAUCCUCGGAGGCAGAGUUCAAAGCCCCCAAUUCCAGCGCGUGGCUUAGCUUGCGGCAAAAAAACAACUCCCGUCAACCAGACUUCCAACUCUCUCUUAAACAGUUGCUAUCUGGGAAGCCGCUUGCCAAAGAGGACUCAGCCACAGAGUUCGGAAACUAUAUGCUUGUUCAAAGCCUGCUAAUGCAGGUGUAUUUCGAACACCAAGGAGCGUCUGCGGUAUUAACUUCAUCAUCGAGCCUGUCAUCAGCCACUAUUUCACUCUACGAGAAUGCCUUUGGCGCCUGGCAGUCAUGUUGGGAUUCAGCUAUUGAGUCUGCUCUUGAUCCAAAUUCUCCUCAUGGCCCCUUGGCGUUCAAUUCUACCGCCAUUCUUCGCUUGGCUCACGUUCAUCUCGCAGCUGGCCUCCAGAGCCAGUGCGCUCUCCGUUCACGCGAUCCGAGGAUUGUUGCCCAGGCAUUUGAACCACAGCAAAACCCCAUUCCACUCCGGUGCCCUCAUUUAGAUCAGGCAGUUUUUCACGCCAUUUGCGCAUUGAGGAUACCAGUGAGGGUUGGAAUAGCGUUUGUCGCGCGCGGCCGAACCGGACAUUGGAGUGUUCAGCACGCCAUUAGCAAUUUUGCAUGUGCGCUCCUGCUCAGUCACUGGCUUGAAAAUCUCUUUCACUUGGUAUCUUCUCAUGGGCUUGGAAGUCUUCGAGAUGAGGAGAAGCGGCUGCUCUCCAUCGUCGAACGGCUAAUUGAGGAGACACAUCUGGAGGGCUCUCUAGGCUCAAAAGACGAUUACCCUCGCCGUAUCCGACGUCUGGCUAUUGCUGCAUUAAGACUCUGGGCAGAGACAUGCAAAGGGAUCCAGGUAUUUGAGAUUGUUCAUGUGGUGGGGGAGACACUGUCUCUUGUUGCGGAUUCAUUGGAAAAUCGCCUUCAGCUUGACUGA